GCCGCUCGCUCCUCUGCCGAUGGCGCGCAGCCGCCUGGACGCUAUGGAAACUCUACCAUCCUUCAAAGAAGUACCAAACAGUGAGCGUGCGAAUCUUUUUGUGCGAAAAUUGCGCCUUUGUGGCAUCAUUUGCGAUUUCACUGAUGGAGGAGGAACGGAUAGAGACAAGGAAAUCAAGCGACAGACGCUUUUGGAGCUUGUAGAUUACGUGAACAGUGCAAAGCAACCUUUCGUCGAGGGAAUCAUGCCCGAAGUUGUGACAAUGGUUUCUGCGAAUAUCUUUCGCCAGUUGCCUGCUCGUCCAAAGGACACACCGUUCGAUCCAGAGGAAGAUGAACCUAUCCUUGAACCUGCUUGGCCUCACUUGCAUAUCGUUUACGAAUUUUUUCUUCGUUUCGUUGUCUCUGGUUCAACUGAGGCCAAGGUUGCCAGAAAGUACAUCGACACAACUCUGAUCACAAGAUUUCUUGAGCUGUUUGACUCUGAAGACCCACGCGAGAGAGACUACUUGAAAACCAUUCUUCACCGAAUUUAUGGAAAAUUCAUGCCUCAUCGUGCUUUCAUCAGAAAGGCCAUCAGCAACGUCUUUUACCGCUUUAUUUAUGAAACAGAGAGACACAACGGCAUUGCUGAGCUUCUGGAAAUCCUUGGAAGCAUUAUCAACGGAUUCGCAUUGCCAUUGAAAGACGAGCACAAGCAAUUCCUAUCAAGAGCACUUAUUCCUCUGCACAAGCCAUCAGGCUCCUGCAUUCAGCAAUACCACCAGCAGCUAUCCUAUUGCAUUACUCAAUAUUUGGAGAAGGAUCCAAAGCUCGCGGAUAUUAUUUUGAGAGGGUUGAUAAAGUACUGGCCGCAUACUAACAGUUCCAAAGAAGUCAUGUUUUUGAAUGAGCUGGAAGAGUUGUUAGAACUGACUCAGUCGGCUGAAUUCGCCAAAGUUGCUGAGCCCUUGUUUCGUCUGAUUGCAAGAUGUAUCAACUCCCCACAUUUCCAGGUGGCUGAGAGAGCGCUUUUUCUAUGGAACAACGAAUACAUUGUCUCCUUGAUUGCUAAGAGCAGAGACGUAAUUUUGCCCGUGUUGUAUCCUGCUCUCGAAGCAAACACAACGAAGCACUGGAAUAGCACUGUUCAUGGACUGACCUUCAACGUCCAAAAGCUUUUCAUGGACAUGGAUGCAAGGUUGUGGGAGGAAUGCACGCAAAAACAUAAGAUGAACAUGGAGAAGAAUGCAGCUGCGCAUUUGUCGAGGAAACAGAAAUGGGAACAGCUCGAGCGGGCAGUUGGUGUAAAGGGAUAGAGAUACUGAUACAAAACAGUGGAAUCAGGAACGACUGAAUGUGUUAAAUGAAUCGCAGAUAAACCGCC
Molecule: messenger RNA, 1365 nt
Organism: Guillardia theta CCMP2712
Lineage: Eukaryota; Cryptophyceae; Pyrenomonadales; Geminigeraceae
Exons: 12
Coding region: 20-1297 (425 amino acids)
Biological process (GO): signal transduction
Cellular component (GO): protein phosphatase type 2A complex
Molecular function (GO): protein phosphatase regulator activity
Source: RefSeq, a predicted model, not a curated record